AUGGAGGCAAAGACAAUGGUGGAAAUCAAAGGUGGAACAACAACUAUCAACAGAACCGGUAUCAACAAGAACCUCCAUACCAACAGCAAAACCAAGGCCAAAGAUACCAACCACCUCACCAAAGAGAGGAGUCCCGAGGAGCCAAGCUCAAGAGAAGACAUUCAAGAUGAAGAUGUUGUUGAGGUGAAAGAUGUUGAAGAAGAGGAUAAGGUACAAGAUGCGGUUGAAGAAGAAGUUGCUCAACUAAGGAAUGGAGUAUCUAAGGAAGACAAUCUUCCACCGUUGAAAAGGUCGGCAGCCCAUUUUAUUUUAGUAGAUAAGAGCAUAAUCUCAGUGAUUGGCAUUGCGGAAGACGUCUUGGUAAGCAUUAAAGGGUUGACUUUUCCUAUUGACUUCUACAUUCUAGAGAUGCCUCCUAAUGACUCAAGAAGACCUUCAUCCAUCUUGUUUGGAAGGCUAUUUUUGAAGACUUCUCGGUUUAAAUUGGAUGCCUUCUCGGUUCACCAAGAGGCAGUAGAUGAGAAGAACAUGGUUCAAGGUGCAAGUAUGGGGAAGCCCCCUGAGUAUACUGAAGACACCUUGCCACCUCCAAUGGUUUCGGAUGAUCAAGUGCCAAGCCAUGAGCUGAAAAUGAAGUUGAAGCCCUUUCCAGCUCACCUAAAAAGAAUGACAGUUUUGUUGAAGAAAUAUGAAAUCAUUCAUAUGGUGGCGACGGCUUACCAUCCUCAAACCAAUGUGCAAGCCGAAGUGUCUAAUAGAGAGAUCAAGCGCAUACCGGAGAAGAUUAUCAAACCUCAUAGAAGGGACUUGAGCUCUAGGCUUGGAGAUGCGCUAUGGGCUUAUCGCACUGCUUACAAGACACCCAUCGGCAUGAGUUCGUUCCGCCUAGUCAACGGAAAGGCUUGCCACCUUCCGGUAGAGGUGGAACAUAAAGCUUACUGGACUGUGAAGGAAUUGGAGGAAUUGGAGUGCCUUUGA
This is a messenger RNA of Arachis ipaensis, 978 nucleotides long. The record is from RefSeq and is a predicted model, not a curated record. Lineage: Eukaryota; Viridiplantae; Streptophyta; Magnoliopsida; Fabales; Fabaceae.